This is a messenger RNA of Catharus ustulatus (Swainson's thrush), 4631 nucleotides long. RefSeq names its product centrosomal protein 83 (gene CEP83). Lineage: Eukaryota; Metazoa; Chordata; Aves; Passeriformes; Turdidae. The record is from RefSeq and is a predicted model, not a curated record. Gene Ontology annotation, cellular component: centrosome. The transcript is spliced from 17 exons. Bases 292 to 2385 code for a protein of 697 amino acids.
UUGUCGCCAGGAGUGCAAAUCAUGUCAUUUGCCGCUAGAUGUCCCUGCAAGCCAAAAGAGUUUUGUUUCCUUAAAUACAACAGGUUUUUGCAGUCUGGAGCAUUGUUUUGUCAGCUGCAAUUAUCUCCCUCUCUUUUUCUCCUUUCAUCUUUUUAAUGAAAAUCUUCAUGCAUAUGAAUACGUGGCCAGGUGUCUUGAUUUUCUGAGAUGUCACAGGAAGGAGUGGAUGGUCUUGUAAAUUAGUUAUACAUUAAUCUUUUCUUCAUACUCAUCGUGAACAGUCAUCAUAAAAUGGAUGGCUUGGGCAACCUCCUUCCUCCUGUGGGUGAAAAUGGUGAUGCAGCUAAUUCACAAGAAAUACUAAAACUUUUGAUGGAUGAAAAAAUGCGAAGCGAACACCAUAAAGCAAAUUAUCAAACUCUAAGGGCAGAACAUUUAAGAUUACAAGAGGAUUAUACCAAAUCACAAGAUGAACUGAAACGCUUGUUAGUUGAAAAACAGACUGUACAUGACAAAUUUCAGCAUCUUCUUGCUGACUUUCAAGAGCAGUUGCUGGCUAAAACACAAGAGCUGGAACAAGUGAAGCUGCAGGUGCUAACUCCUCAAAAUUUAGAACGGUUAAAAGCAAAAAUCUAUGAGGAAAUGAUGUCUCCAAUGAGAGAGCGUUAUCAGAAGCUAGAAAAUGAAGUAGAAAAAUACAGAACACUAUAUAACAAACUUCGCUAUGACCAUACCUUUCUGAAAUCAGAAUUUGAGCAUCAAAAGGAAGAACAUGCACAUAUUUUAGAAGAGAAGAAGAUAAAAUAUGAGGCUGAGAUUACAAGACUGGAUAAAGAUAAGGAAGAACUCCAUAAUCAGCUGCUUAGCAUUGAUCCAACCAGGGACAGUAAACGUGUGGAGGCACUUUCUAGAGAAAAGGCACAACUGUGUCAGAAAUUAAAAGCCUUAGAAGCAGAAGUAGAAGAACUAAGAGCAGAAAGACACAACUGUGUUGUGCAAGCAGAAAAUGUUCAAAGAGUACAAGCACGACAGUUAGCUGAGAUGCAGACCAUGAUGCGGUCUCUAGAGGCAGAAAAGAAGUCUGCUGAACUACAGAUUGAUCGAAUUGAGAAAGAACUGCAGACAAGUCAUGAGCAAAACAUUCUCUUAACUAACAAACUUCACAAAUCUGAACGAGAAGUCAGCUCCUUAGCUGCUCAAGUAAAAGAACUUAAACAUUCACACAAGUUGGAAGUAACAAAUGUCAAACUGGAGGCAGCAAGAACAAAGAGUGAAAUAGAAAGAGAGAUAAACAAGAUUCAAAGUGAAAUGGAUGGACUGCUGUCUGACAAGGAAAUUCUUACUGCAGCUGUUGAACGUCAUAAAGUGCUUUUAGUAGAAAAGGAUCGGGAGCUAAUUCGUAAAGUGCAAGCUGCCAAAGAAGAAGUUUUUGACAAUAUUGCAACCUUACAGAAUGAAAAGUUAGAACUCGAGAACAGAUUAGCUGAUCUAGAAAAGAUGAAACUGGAACAAGAUUCUUGGAGACAAUCUGAAAAGGAUCAGUAUGAAGAAAAACUACGUGCUGUGCAGAUGGCAGAAGAAUCUAGCAAAAAGGAACUUCAGCGUUUGCGAUUAAAAAUUCAACAGCAAGCUAUGCAGACAGCAGAGCUGGAAGAAAAGAAAUGUGAAAAUGCGAAUCUUAAACAGCAAAUAAAUGAUAUCCAACUCCAGCUUGCCUCACUUUCUCAAUCAGAAAAUGAUUUGGUGGAAUCUAAUCAGAAGUUGAAGGAAAUAAUAGAGAGAUUGAAACAAGAAUGUCAACAUGCAAGGACUCAGGCAGAGAAAGCUCAGCUGGAAACAGAGAAGACUUCAGUAUACCAACGUAUGGAAUGGCUGCAGGAGAAGCAUGUGCUUACUCAGCACAUCACAGAGUAUGAAGAGAAAUACACGCAAAUGAAGAACAAGCUAUGUCGAGCUGCUGUUGCUCAAAAAAAGAGAAAGACUCUCAAUGACAAUAAACAAAGGAGGAUGCGUGAGAAAAUAGAACUUUUGGAAGCCAAGAUGGAAGAACUAGAAAAAGAAAAUCAAGUGUUAAAUAGACAGAAUGUUUCCUCUGAAGAAUAUGCUCACCUCCAGAAGAAGCUAAAGGACUUGCAACGCCGGCACAAUGAAUUCCGGAGUAUAAUUCUGAAUCCUGACAUACCGUCACUCAAUCCAGUUGGUACAACACCAUUGUCUGCCUUGCCUCCUGGGCCUGCAGCAUCUUUCUCCUCUCUUCAGGAGGAGCAGCAUCAAAGAGAGCUUGCCCUGCUUGGCAAGCGGUUGGAAGAACUAGAAACCAGACAAAGAAAACAGCUGGAAGAUCUUGGACCAUCUAGAGAGCGGGUUAUUGAGUAUUGGUGUUAGACUGUAGGAAUAGCGAAAGAAUGACACUGGCGUUGACUCAACCAUUCUCUCCAGAGACUGCAUUUUUCAUUUGCCAUAGUGUGUAAGUAAAAGGAUUUGUCUUGGUUCCAGCCGGGACAGGGUUAAUUUCUGCCAGUAGCCAAGGGGCCAUGGCUGGGAGCCGGGAUUACUCUACACCACCUCAUUGUCCGGGGUCAGGGGAUCCUUCUGGGUCAUGUAGCAUGCCAAGCUCCAUGUGGUGAGGAACCACGUGUGAAUCUGCCUCCCUUCUACCCUCUGUCAUUAGUACUGUUGCUGUUACUGAUCAUUUUCUUACCUCAUUGCUCUUUCCAUAAGUUGUUCUUGUCUCAACCCAUUAUCUUUACUUUUUCUGCCUCCAGUUCUCCUCUCCAUCCUGCCCCGGGUAGAGAAGGUGCGGCAGUGGGAGAGCAGAACAUGGUUUCCAGUGUGUCAGUGGGAGCACUAAACUGGGGAAUACCAUUUCUAAACCAGAGCUAUGCAUUCUUGGGGAAUUUGUUACACUUCUCGGAGGAAAACAGUGUAGCUAUUAGAAGUAACAAAAGCUACUUCUGCUGCCUUCUAUAGAAUAAAUUUGUAGAAAGUAACUUUCUGCCCAAGCCAGCUUUGCCAGAUGGGAUGGUCACCAGUAUCUCCAGCAUGGAACGGUUGCAAAGAUCAGCGGGCGGCAGCUUUGUGCUUCCCCAGCUGUAGCUAUGUCAGCAAGGUGCUCUCUUAUGUCAUAGGGCAGGAGAAGUUUAUACAAACCAGGUUAAGACUCAGAGGGCAGAAAAAAGGUAAUAGCAGGAGGAAGAAUGAUGGUCAGCACCUGGUCUGUGGGCUGUCUUUUUCCAGCUGGUCUCAGGUUAUUUGUGUGAAAGCUUAUUUCCUGUCCCUUGUGCACCUUCUCCUGAAAGAAGGACUAUUGGGUUAUCAUCCUUUUUUAAACAUUCUUAGCUUUUUAAAAAUACCAUCACCCUCACAGCGUUUAAACAGGGCAGUUGAAAUGCAAAUCCUGAAGGCUGUGUGGAGUUGUGGCAGGCACUGCUCAAUCAGCCUGGCCUUGGCCUGUUGCUUCUUCCCACGGGUGGGAAGGCAGCUGGGAAUCCCCCUCCAUUCAGGCUCUGCAGGAGGUCAUUGCUCAGUAGCUGGUGGAGUUUAGGCCAGUGCCUCCCCUCCCCAGGAGACACAAUGAUCAGAUAUUGUAUUCUACCUUCCUGUUCCUCUUCUUCCCAGUUUCAGUGUGAUGGAAGUGUGCUUUGCUGACCUGCAUGGCUCUGUCCUGAAGCCUUGCAGGGGUGGAACUGCAGCACUAUUUCUCACCAAAUGCUACUCUGUGUCUUACACUCCAUUUCUUGCAUUGUUACCAUCUGUGUUUGCUUUCUUGCAACCAUUUAUUUUAAAGUACACAAUCAAACUAACCUCCAAAUGCUUUUAUUCUAGAUAAACCCAUACAAACACCAACAUGUAUUUGUCAUUUGCACUUUUUUAACCAUUCAUUUUAAACAACAGAUUAACUUCUGUACAACAGGAAUUACUUUACACAUCAGUAAGGUUUGACUUCAAACUAGAUGACUGCAAAAUAAUGCUCUGUAAGCUAGUGUUAGAAACACGCUGUUUGCCAUAGCAGUUUGCCUGUAAACAUGGGAAAGUAAGUUGAAGAGAAGUUUGCUUUUCAUUUCUGAAGAUGUGAUUAGAACUGUUGUGUUGUCAUAAUAUCCAUAAUAGUCAGAGGUGAUUCUUUCUCUCUGUGUAACAGUAAUGGCAAAUUGCAGAUACGGAAGGUGUGCCAAUGUUUUGUGUGCUUACCCAAACCUACCAAAAGAGCCACAAUCACUUAAUUAUACUCCACAUCACUUCGUGAGAUCCACUUGAUGGGUUACAAAGUCCCAGUAUGACUUAAAAAUGGUUUACUAACAGAGUGACGCUGUUUAGGAGGCUUGAAUAAAAGGCAAUAAUCCUAUUCCAGGCUGUAGGUAAAGCUACAGGGCCUGCUUCAACACAUACUUAAUCUCUAGAAAUCAUUAAAGCUAUUGUAGCAAACAAGCAGUAGUACAAAUACAGAAUAGGACUGAUUUUCAUUUCCUCAUCAAUAUAAACACAUAUAGUGAAGUUCACAGGAUCAGACCCACGCAAACAGAUUAUAUUUUACAGCUUUUCAAGCAGAAAUGCUGGAGUUGUUUUUUUCUGCCUGUACAGAAGGUUACUGUUGAACAAAACUAUCACAGUUCAUUUGACUGCACUGCCAG